Molecule: messenger RNA, 658 nt
Organism: Musca domestica (house fly)
Lineage: Eukaryota; Metazoa; Arthropoda; Insecta; Diptera; Muscidae
Exons: 3
Coding region: 1-645 (214 amino acids)
Source: RefSeq, a predicted model, not a curated record
AUGGGUUGUUGCAAUUUUCGCAUCUACAGUUUGGUUUUGGGUGUCCUGGAGAUAGUUUUCUGUAUUGUUUUCAUAGUGACAACUUUUAUUGCCAUAUGCCUUCAUGACUUUAAGUUGCAGGGCGAUUUGCAAGAACAUGAAAUCAAAUCGAUUGUGGAUGUCGAUGCAACAACAAUUUUAAAAGCAGUUGUCACCACGACCACCACAAGCACAACAACCCCAGCCCCAGAUAUUGAUGAAGACGACGAACCGGAAGGUGACAGUUUAGUGAUUUUGAUAACAUGGUGUUUUUCCAAUAUUAUUUAUUGUAUUUUGGCCAGUCUGCUGGUGGCAGGAAUUAUUAAGGAAAGACCUAAUCUUAUGCGUCCCUAUAUCUUUGGAAACUUUGUCAUAAUUGGCCUCUUUGUGUUGGGUGUCGUGAUCGGUCCAAUUAAAGCAAUUAAUGCCAAUGCCCCAACCGGAGAAAUUGCCUUGCGCACCGUUUUGGAUGUUAUCUUUACAAGUCUGACCAUAUUGAUUUUUGUCCCUGUCUACAUUCUCUAUGAACGCAUGCGUGAAACCUACGAUCAGUCAGAACAAUUGGCAUUGAAAAACAACACAACUGCAGCUAAUCGAGUCAGCUACGUCCAUGGAGGUGAUGUAUAAGGGACGAUUUCGU